This is a messenger RNA of Paramuricea clavata, 3669 nucleotides long. The record is from the annotation of a GenBank genome assembly. Lineage: Eukaryota; Metazoa; Cnidaria; Anthozoa; Malacalcyonacea; Plexauridae.
AUUUAAUCAGUCUGAAGAUUUAUUCCUUAACAAGAAUCACUCUUUGAAAAAUUUCCAUUUCUGAACAAGACUGGCGAGAAUAUUGACAAACUGAUGAGUAAUUGGAAGAAAUACAAGUUUAGUGUUCCCGUUUAUGGUGCUAUUUUAUUGAAUUCCGAGCUGGACAAGGUUGGUUUAGGGCAAACUUGCAAAAUUUUAUGGAAGUUUAUUUUAUACUUGUGUUUAUUUGUCUUGUGUGUGCUGAGCGCUGAUAUAUCUUCAAUUCUUUCAGUGUAUUUUAGUUCAAGCUUUCACACACAAGUCAAGUUGGGGUUUCCCUCGAGGAAAAUUGAAUAAAGAUGAGAGCCCAUUGGAGUGUUCAAUACGAGAGGUAAUGGCCAUGGCUUCUUCUUUAGUCCUUUGCACAAAUGGAAAGAUUUCAUAGUUUUAUGGUUGUGUUUGUUUCUCCCUCCCUUUAAGUGGCAUUAUGCCCUUCUUUAUUAUUUUGCUCUGUCUAAUGCCAGACAAUUUUACAUGUCAAAAAUGUUGAAAACAUUGAAAUCGCUGAUCUUGAAUUAUGCUUAAUUGAUUUUCCUACAGUAGUUAGUUUUUUCAAUUAAAAGGGUUGUAAUGCACCUUCAAAAACCAUCAUUCAAAAGGCUGAACUGUACCUUUAAAAUGAUUUUGCUGUGUUGUUAAUACCGACUGUUUUUCUUGGAAUGAUAGGUUUUGGAAGAAACUGGUUUUGAUAUCAGAAAAUAUGCAAAUGAAAAUGACUAUUUGGAAAAUUCUCUUCACGAUCAUUUGGUAAGUCGGUAAACAAAUGCACAUAGUGUAAACUGCAAAUCUGUAGAUGGUACAACUACAUAAAAAAUGCAAACAGAACUUCGAUUUUUAAACCAAAAGCCCUUCAUCGGGAACCCCCAAUUAUAAAUGUGUGUUCCUGUUGCCAAAAAUACUGAAAUUCUUAGUUGUUUAACCCAUUGAGUCAUAUUGUGCCUAAUGCGCCCUACUUUAUUAUUUUGCUCUGUCCAACAUCAGAUUAUUUUACUCUGUCUAAUGCCAGACAAUUUUACUUGUCAAGGGGAGAGUGCUGGUGCUUAAUGGGUUAACUGGCCUAUCUGACUAUGUGUCUAGUUAACCAAUUGAGUUGCCCUACUUUAUGAUUUUACUCUGUCUAAUGCCAAACGGUUUUCCUCAUCAAGGGAAGAGUGCUGGCGCUUAAUGGGUUAACUGAUAAAUGCUGAAUAUAACACCUUUUAGGUACGGUUGUAUAUUGUUCCAAAAGUUCCCGUUGAUACUGAAUUCAAAACGAGAACAAGAGGAGAAAUAAAGGUACAAUACAUAAAUUAGCUUAUGAUAUUUUACGUGAUAACUUAGGGGAACAAGAUUGCGUGCACCACAACCAAAUAUAAACAAGGUUCGACAUUUUUUUCUAGGACAUUCAGUGGUUCAAUGUGAAAGAUUUGCCAACUCAUAAGAAAGAUGCUCGGAUGAAAGAGAGUACAGGUCUUUCUGCAAACAAUUUCUUUAUGGUGCUGCCUUUUGUGAAGUAAGUACCAUUCGAAGCACUAUUGUUGCAACAUAUUUCAACAGACUUGCAGCAUGCAAGCCUUAAAAAAUCGGUCGGUCACAGACAUUGGCUGAGCCAUUCGUGAAAUUGUCCGUCGUAGAGAGGAAAUCACUGGACAUUCUGUCCGAGGUUUAUUGUUUGUCCGGCCUGAGUGAAUUGGUGUCCGACCUAAUUCUAACUAGUAACUUUGUCCAACGUAUAUCAAUGUACCCUAGCCCAGGACUAGAGGCUGGUAUAUUGAAUGGAGAAUCAGAAUAAUGUAUAAAGGUGGGUUUCCAUUGAGAUGCGAAGGGGGGUGCGGUGGAUUAAUUCCAGUAUCCUUUGGAAAUUUUCUAGAGAUUUAAAAAAAUGGAUAGGCGAGAAACGUAAUUUAGCCUCACUGGAACAGCAGAAGGUGUAUUCUCAACCACAGAAUCAGUUGCAACGAAUGUUGCAAUCAGAGGACGCAUGCUUGAAUAUGGAACAGGCACGCGUUGAACACGAGAAACGUAAACACGAAGCGCAGAAACGAUUCUUGAAUCAAAUGGACUUCUAUCAUCCACUCAGGACUCAGGAUAAUCUCAAGACGAGAAAAGGUAAGCGAUAUGUUGUGUGGAAAUUUUGUUUGUGUCGAUAUUGUGUGUUUAUUUUGUCCUAGGGCUGGUUGUAUAUGAAACUCUUAAGUACUUGUUAAUCAUUAAUUUGUAGUUAAAUAGUAGUUAACUUCGAAAUACGCGAUUUUUUGACAAUUUUCGCACGAACUGCAGUUCAUUUUCACUACUUUUUUCAACAAUCAGCCCCCUCGGGGCUUAAAUGCGCAAAGAUAUUCAAAAACCGGGUGAUUUGGUAGCCCGUGAGAGAACUGUGUUUAGUUCUCAAAAUCAAAUCCACUCAUGAAUAUGUUUCAUUUUGUUUUCAAAUUGUCGUGGGCUGUCGCUGAACCACACAUGCGCAGUGGACAAUACCGAAUACCCAAUUUAAAUUAUUUAAACCUAGUAGCCAAUUUUUUUUUUGUAAUUUAUGGACAUUGAUAAAGAUUGCUUCUUUAUGCUUUUCAAUCACUUUUUGUCAACACAUUUUGAGAGGUUACAGUAUACAAACAGCCUAUUUCUAUUCUUUCCUAUUUUACUUCAUUUCAGCCGUUUUCGGAAACUCAGCCCGCAAACAGGCAAAACACCCUUCGGAGCACGACCAGAAGAGCGCAAACACGGCCAAAUCAUUUAAAAUUCUCCAGAGAACCGAAACGGAUGGUCGGCCAGACCCAGCUCGCAGGUACAGCCCCGUGAACGCGCGCCGUUCGUCGCCAUCUUCGAUGACGCCAUCUGGAAAUCAAGAAUCGUAUCCGAACACCACGCGAAGUUUGUCGCCCUCGAGUAAUUCCGCGUUCACGCGAGUUUCUCGCGUGAACAACACGCGUCGCGCGAGACCGAAAAAUAAACAGCAAGCGAAGAGUCCAACCACUUCCAUCGAUAUGACAUUUACUGCUCCUGCUUGGACGAAUUUUAAAUUCGAUAAAGGAAAGAUUUUAGAAGCUUUUAGAGCGUGAAAUGUUCUUAUUUUUGGACGCAUUUUCGAGCGUGAGAUUGGAUUUUUAGAGGCAGAAAAGGAUUUUUAAAGUAGAUUUGUAAUAUAUGAUUUUAGAGUUUGGGUUCAAUCUGUAAAUAAUGUUAGAGUUUUAUUUUACUUCUCGUUUAUAAACAUUUUGAAUAGGGUUAGUUAUGCAGAUAAUUUUAUAAUUUGCGAGCUAAUUAACUAAGGAACUAACUGUAGCAAAUCAACCGACUAAUUACUUUUUAAACCCGGUGACAUUGUGGGCUCAGUCAAUAAUUUUCCCGCGCUUUUCGACUCUCUGAUUUCGACUUAUUUAUGACGAAAUAAGACUCAAAUUGUAUGUUUAGAUCGUUGUCAAUUAUGCUUGGGUCACCCAAUAUUUUUCUUUGGGUCUUUAACCUUUUCUUAAUUCUGAAAUUCUACCAAUAAAUCAAAAACUUUGCAGACUAUAUCUUGAAAUAUUAAUUUGGCAGUUUUCUUCAGAUAAUUUCUGAAGUUUAGCAGAAGGCAACACAUAAGACACAAGAACCACUUCAGGGCUGAUUAAUAAGCUGAUUUUAAAAUGGUCUUUACUUUUGUACUUGCUG